Messenger RNA from Eurytemora carolleeae, 1588 nucleotides. RefSeq lists its product as uncharacterized. The record is from RefSeq and is a predicted model, not a curated record. NCBI's taxonomy places the organism in Eukaryota, Metazoa, Arthropoda, Copepoda, Calanoida, Temoridae.
UAAGGUUAUAGAUGUAUAGAACUACAUAGAUGAAAUUGUAUAGAACUACUAAGGUUAUAAAUGAACUGUAUAGAACUAGGUUAUAGAUGUAUAGAACUACUAAGGUUAAAGAUGAACUGUAUUGAACUACUAAGGUUAAAGAUGAACUGUAUUGAACUACUAAGGUUAUAGAUGAACUGUAUAGAACUAGGUUAUAGAUGUAUAGAACUACUAAGGUUAUAGAUGAAUUGUAUAGAACUACUCAUACUGAAGAACGUAGCGUCCAUACAAAUUCAGAAAGUUGCAAUAUUCAACUCGGAUCGUAAAAAAAUCUAUUUAUUUCCAAACAAAUCAUUCAGAUAUUACAACCUUUCCUAUAUUCAUCGAUUUUUCUUCGACGCAUUCCGAUAUAGUUGAUAUUUCAUAAAAAUUCUUACAUAUAUGAUGCAAUUUAAACGACGAUUAGUUGGCCGCCAGGUGUCUCUGCUCUCUCUUAACGGACAAAAAUUCGUCGUGUUAAGUGAAUUGUUUCUCUGUAAUGUAUUUGUACAACAUAUAUUUUUAUAUCUUCUUUGUCUAUAACAAGUAUGUAUACAUUUGUGAUUUCUCUUUGUAUCAACGCCAAUACAGCUGAAUCGAUUGGUCCCAAUUUUUUUGUGGUAUCUCAUAUUUUAAUAGGAAUGGUUUAUGACAGAUCGAAAAAAAAACAGGAAGAAAAAUGUGAAUAUAAAUUCUUUUUAGUAUUCUAUAUAUCUUCUAUAUCUUCUACAUAAUUUCUAAUAUAUUUGAUGUGGUGAGGUGAGGGUAUAAUAAAUGUAAAGAUGAGAAUAUUCUAGAAGUAUUUGGCUCGAAUCCUGCUAACUCAGCAAUCAUAAUUCUCAAGUAUGUAUAGUCUUUACAAAAACUUGUACAUUAAAAAGGUUCAAUGACAUUGUAAGCAGGAAAACAUUUCUCUUUUUAUAACUAUGUUUUAACCAACAUGACGCACAGUCCCUUGUAUACGCAGAACAUACGAUCUCCUCAUUGCGUCUUGUCCAGCGUUAGUCAGCUUUCAUCCUGGAUUAAUAAACGACCUGGAGAAAAUGUCAGUUUGGAUUCCACGAGAUUUAUCUGAAAUUAAACCCAGUAGUUUCUCUAAAUCUUCAAGAUUUCCAAAGAGAGAGAAAAGUGAAGCAGAAGUUGAUCCUUACUACAGGUGUAUGCUUGGAGAGAUCUGCUAGAGGAGAGAGAAGAGAUAUCUAAACAGUUCAACUCGGAACCAAGAGAAGCAUCAUCUCUUCUCCCGGAUAAAUCCAACCGUCUCAUCGAUAUAUAUCAUAGGGAUAGGAAGGAGAAGGGUGGUAUCCACUUUAUGAAUGGAUAUUGGCAGAUACCAAGAUUAGGACCUAAAGUUUACAGAGAUAAAUGGGGAUUAAAGAUUAUAGAUAAUCUUGAGCCUGAACCUGCUCCAUAUAAGAGUCUGAAGAAAGAAGAUAAAGAAUACCAUUAUCAGUGGCCUUUAACAGAUGCUGACACGGGUCCAUCGAUUGCUAAUUAUCUCAAGAAAAAUUAAUUAAUAUAUUUCAUGCAAAUUUAAAGAUAAAUAAACAAAUAAAUAUUCCAAUUAUAA